Histoplasma mississippiense is the source of this 840-nucleotide messenger RNA. RefSeq lists its product as hypothetical. Lineage: Eukaryota; Fungi; Ascomycota; Eurotiomycetes; Onygenales; Ajellomycetaceae. Gene Ontology annotation, molecular function: phosphatidylinositol-4,5-bisphosphate phospholipase C activity. Gene Ontology annotation, biological process: phosphatidylinositol-mediated signaling. The transcript has 2 exons. Bases 1 to 840 code for a protein of 279 amino acids. The record is from RefSeq and is a predicted model, not a curated record.
AUGUCUGUGACUGGCGCUCAUGCAUGCAUUGCACCUAAGCUGGAUGCGAUUUUACAUCGUGGUUCUCUUCUGACCAAGGUGACCAAGCAUAAGACAAAGAUGGUAACAUUUUUUCUCGAUUUACAUUCCGCCAAGGUUUAUUGGGAUUUGUCAAAUCCAACCAAAAGACUUUAUAUCGACGAUAUUAAACAAAUACGCACAGGUCUAGAUGCUCGUAACUAUCGGGAGGAGCAUGACAUUCCUGAAAAUCUUGAAAACCUGUGGUUCACGAUUAUUUUCACAAAUCCAGAGCAGUCCAAAAAUAAGCCCAUCAAAACCCUGCAUCUUAUCGCCCCGAAUAAAGCUACUUUCGAACUGUGGACAAACACCCUGGAAGGUAUCUCUAGAUAUCGUAUCGGUCUUAUGGCUGGAUUGGCUGGUUCUCAGAGUGAGACUGUUCUAAAAGCUCACUGGGGGCGUGAAAUUUCUAGGCGGGUGCUAGAGCCUGGUGAAGAAUCACUUGACCGGAACGCUAUUGAGAACCUCUGCCAAAGUUUACAUAUCAAUUGCUCGAAAAACAUGCUGCGGGCUCAGAUCACAAAAGCAGAUACGGAGCGAACAGGUCGUCUAAACUUUGCGCAAUUUAAAGAUUUCCUUCAACGGCUGAGGGACCGCAAAGACAUCCGGGAAAUAUUUCGUUCUGUCGCAGCAGAUCCUGUUCAAGGGCUAACAUUGGACGAGUUCCUCCAUUUCCUUCGCGAGGUUCAAUGCGAAAAUGUGGAAGGUGCUAGGAACUACUGGUGCUCCACCUUUGAAUCAUUCAUGCUCGGAUGGACUUGGAUGCUUUCUCAGCGUUUUUAA